UCGAAUUAUUGUUUUAUUUUUGAAAUAUUACAAUCUAAUAACCAAAAAAUUAGAUUACGUACCAGAAAAGAAAUAGAAAUCGAUAAUAUUUUAAAUGAUUAAUCUACAUAAAUAGUAGUAGUAUGUCUUACUCCUACUUUAGCAAAAAAAAUACUUGGUAAAUAAACAAAAAUGGCACGAAAUAAUCCAAUUUAUAAAUAAAUUUGUACGCUUCAGCUCCGCCAUUUUCCUAGUUGGUUUAACUGUUUAAGGCUCUGAGACUGAGAGUGAGAGAGGUGCGGAGGCAGCUCCUCAUAAACCCUAAUUCUUCCAUUAAUGGCGAUUUUGGAAACAAAUUCAUAGCUCAAGCUUCAAUCAUUCCUCCCAUGGCGGCCACAAUUCUCCGCCGCACUCUAAUCUCCUUCUACUCCGCCAACAAUUCCUCACUCCUGCUCAAAUCUCAUUUCUCUGCCUCCCCCUAUUUCUCAACCACCGCCACAAAUCCGCCGUUAGACCACCUCACCGUCACCAAGUUCCUAAUCGACGACCACCGCCUCUCCCCGGAGGCGGCGGCGCAGAUCGCCUCCCGCAGCCGCAUCAGGAACCAAAAGGCCGCCGAUUCAAUAAUCCAAUUCCUCAAAAACACCGGCUUCUCCGCCGCUCAGUUAGAAAAAGUCCUAAAAUCUUCGCCGCAGCUCCUCUCCGCGCACCUCGAGGCCACAAUCAAGCCGAAAUUCGAGAUCCUCCACGGCCUCGGCUUCGCCCUCGCCGACAUCCUCGACAUCGUCGCGAACCAAUCGCGCCUCCUCAACUACAGCGCUCCGCGGAUCUCGUCCUCGAUCGUGACGCUCAAGUCCGUGCUCGGAUCCGCUGCCUCCGCCGCGAGAUUCCUCAAAACCACGGGGCUGUUCCUGAGGGACAUGGAGGGCACUCUGCUCCCCAACGUCGAAUCGCUGAAGAGCUGCGGCGUGUCGACGGAUCAGAUCACGACGCUGAUGUGCCAGAAUCCGCGAUUCUUCCUCCACAAACCAGAGAACAUGAGUAGAUUCAUCGAGAAAGCGGAUCAAUUAGGCUCGGAUCGUAAAUCGGGGAGAUUCAUCCACGCGGUGAGGAUCAUCAGCUCGAUGACGAGCGAGACGUGGCGAUUGAAGCUGGAGGCGUUCCGCGAGCUCGGAUUCUCCGAGGAGGACAUCGCGAGGGCGUUCAGGAACUCGCCGAAGGUGUUCGCGACGUCGGCGGAGAAGAUGAUGAGAGUGGCGGCGGCGGUGGAGGGGAGUGGGGGGUAUGAUCGGAGGAGCAUUGCGGAGACGCCGAGUGUGUUCCUGUACAGCUUGGAGAAACGGAUAUGGCCACGGCUGAAGGUCUUGAGAGUGCUGGAAGAGGAGAAGAAGAUGAGGAGAGAGAAUUGGCCGAGUCUUGCAACCAUGGUGUUCAUGAAGGAUGCCAAGUUUUUGCAGAAAUUUGUGAGCCCUAAUUUCGAUCUUGUUGGGGGCUUAUUUGCAGAGAUUUGAAUUUGAGAGCCCUGAUUUGGGGAUUUUUUUGUAGAGAUUUUGUGAACCCUUGGUUAUUUUUGGGGAUUGGUUAUGAGGUGAAGGUGGUGGAAAUUGGGGAUGAUUUUGGUUUUGCAAUUUGUAGCGACAUCGACGAUGCUCAGAGCAGAUACUAGCUAGGGUAGUGACGGGACGGCCUGUGUCGAAAUGUGAUCGUUACCGUGUCAAAAGCUCCUAUUGGAAUUCGAACAUGAUCCGCGAAAGAUACACUUGAUUCCAACUCUUAUUCAAUACCAAACAUGUUAAUAAUAUGAUUGCAGCAAGAUCUGCCCCUCAUUUGCCAACUGUGCUAUGUCUCUGCGGGCAUGUUAAUAAUAUGAUACCCAUUUGUUGA
This is a messenger RNA of Salvia splendens (bonfire salvia), 1863 nucleotides long. RefSeq lists its product as uncharacterized. Gene Ontology annotation, molecular function: double-stranded DNA binding. Gene Ontology annotation, biological process: regulation of DNA-templated transcription. Lineage: Eukaryota; Viridiplantae; Streptophyta; Magnoliopsida; Lamiales; Lamiaceae. The transcript has a single exon. The record is from RefSeq and is a predicted model, not a curated record. Bases 366 to 1490 code for a protein of 374 amino acids.